AUGCCUACCUCAAAGACUCCUGCACCAAGAGUGCCCUGCCCGCUUUGCGGGGUAAUCUUGGCUGCUACCAGCAUCAAGGCCCACGCUGGCAGGAGGACGUGUUUGGAGCGACGGUUCCCUGAGCUUCGGCGACAGCGGGUGCUGGUAGCACAACAAGCUACGAAGGAAUACGACCGAAUGUACGCACAGAAGAAGUGGGAAGCGAUAACCAUUCUCGCGUUGCGAGUUAUUGGCACCUCCCCUGCUAUCCCGCUUCGUGUUCGUAGUCUGGCUGAUGUGCUUCCAGCACCGCCGUCGCCUCCCAGCUCCACGUCCCAGGCCAUGACCACCUCUCCAAUCUCGACGACGUCUACCUCUACGUCAACCGAGAGUGCGUCAAUUCGGCAAGGACCGCUUCUGUCGCCGAUGUGUAUGGGCGUUGCCUAA
Molecule: messenger RNA, 426 nt
Organism: Phytophthora sojae
Lineage: Eukaryota; Oomycota; Peronosporomycetes; Peronosporales; Peronosporaceae
Exons: 2
Coding region: 1-426 (141 amino acids)
Source: RefSeq, a predicted model, not a curated record